This is a messenger RNA of Neoarthrinium moseri, 1158 nucleotides long. RefSeq lists its product as uncharacterized. Gene Ontology annotation, molecular function: NAD binding; isocitrate dehydrogenase (NAD+) activity; magnesium ion binding. The coding region runs from base 1 to 1158 and encodes 385 amino acids. Lineage: Eukaryota; Fungi; Ascomycota; Sordariomycetes; Amphisphaeriales; Apiosporaceae. Gene Ontology annotation, cellular component: mitochondrion. The record is from RefSeq and is a predicted model, not a curated record. The transcript has 4 exons. Gene Ontology annotation, biological process: tricarboxylic acid cycle; isocitrate metabolic process.
AUGCGUCCGCGCUGCUCCUCGCGCCGCCUUCACUAUCUCCCAGGCAAGUCGCCAACCACCACAUGCGCCUCCUGGCUGCGCUGCACACAGCUAACCGCCCUCCAGAGAUUCUACUCCCAGAGGGUCGCCAAGUUCAACGGUGUCAAAGACUCCAACGGAAACUACCCAGUGUCCAUCAUCGAGGGUGAUGGUAUCGGCCCGGAGAUCUCACAAUCCGUCAAGGAUAUCUUCGCAGCUGCCAAGGCACCUGUCACUUGGGAGCCCGUCGAUGUCACCCCCGUCUUCAGAGACGGCAAGCAGACCAUCCCCGAGGAGACCAUUGAGAGCAUUCAAAGAAACAAGGUCGCCCUGAAGGGUCCCCUUGCUACCCCCGUCGGUAAGGGACACGUCUCCCUCAACCUCACCCUGCGCCGCACUUUCAACCUCUUCGCCAACCUGCGACCCUGCCGGUCCAUCGCCGGUUACAAGACCCCUUACGACGAUGUCGACACCGUCCUGAUCCGAGAGAACACCGAGGGUGAAUACUCCGGCAUCGAGCACGUCGUCGUCGACGGCGUUGUCCAGAGCAUCAAGCUCAUCACCCGGGAGGCCAGUGAGCGUGUCCUGCGAUUCGCCUUCCAGCACGCCCAGGAGAUUGGCCGCAACACGGUCCGUGUUGUGCACAAGGCCACCAUCAUGAAGAUGUCCGACGGUCUCUUCCUCAAGGUCGCCCAGGAUGUCGCCAAGGACUUCCCCGGCAUCACGUUCGAGUCGGAGCUGCUCGACAACACCUGCUUGAAGAUGGUCACCGACCCCCUCCCCUACAACGACAAGGUCCUGGUCAUGCCCAACCUGUACGGAGACAUUCUGUCCGACAUGUGCGCCGGUCUGAUCGGUGGUCUGGGCCUGACCCCCUCUGGCAACAUCGGUGACGAGUGCUCCAUCUUCGAGGCUGUCCACGGUUCCGCUCCCGAUAUCGCUGGCCAGGGCAAGGCCAACCCCACCGCUCUUCUGCUCAGCUCCCUGAUGAUGUUGAGACACAUGGAGUUGACCCAAUAUGCCGACAGAAUCGAGAAGGCUACUUUUGAUACCCUGGCCGAAGGAAAGGCCCUCACUGGAGACCUGGGCGGCAAGGCCAGCACCAGCGACUACGCCAACGCUAUUAUUUCCAAGUUGUAG